Molecule: messenger RNA, 1531 nt
Organism: Oryzias latipes (Japanese medaka)
Lineage: Eukaryota; Metazoa; Chordata; Actinopteri; Beloniformes; Adrianichthyidae
Gene: pnp5a
Product: purine nucleoside phosphorylase 5a
Biological process (GO): nucleoside metabolic process
Cellular component (GO): cytoplasm
Molecular function (GO): purine-nucleoside phosphorylase activity
Source: RefSeq, a predicted model, not a curated record
CCAAUCCUUCUUCUCAGGCUGGACAGAAAAGAGCACCGCGUCAUCUGGGACCACGGAGAAGAAGCUUUAACUUGAGAGAAGAAGAAGAAAAUCUUUUAAAAGUUUGAAACUAAAAAUAAAAUCAAAAGUCUUCCCUCUUGGAAUUUGGAGCGCAUUUUUACUUCUCCAAAAGAAAGUUUGAAAUUUGAUCUGUAGUGAUGUUUCCAGAGGCAAAUAAAGGCUACAGCUACGAUGACUGCAAAGCCACUGCUGAUUGGCUGUUAGCACAGACGGACAUUCAGCCCAGAGUUGGUAUUGUUUGUGGAUCGGGACUUGGAGGGCUGGCUGAGAUGUUAAAGGACCAGGUGGCCUUCAACUACAAGGAUAUCCCCAACUUUCCGCAGAGCACAGUGCACGGACAUGCAGGACGGCUGGUGUUUGGCACCCUGAAGGGAAGGGCAUGCGUUUGCAUGCAGGGUCGCUUCCACCUCUAUGAGGGUUACGCAGUCCAGAGGAUCACACUGCCUAUACGCAUCUUUAAGCUACUUGGUGUUGAGACAGUGAUACUGACUAAUGCUGCUGGGGGGCUGAAUGAGGAUUUCAAGGUGGGAGACAUCAUGGUGAUCAAAGACCACAUCAACCUACCUGGCUUUGCUGGGAACAACCCUCUGGUUGGACCAAACGACGAGAGGUUUGGUGUCCGCUUCCCCUGCAUGUCAGACGCAUAUGACCGAGAGCUGCAGCAGCUGGGCAUGGACGUGGGUCAGGAGCUGGGAUAUGGAGAUUUCUUGAAGGAGGGCGUCUACUGUGCACUUGGUGGUCCUUCAUUUGAGACGAUUGCUGAGUGCCGCAUGCUGCACAAACUGGGCGCGGACGCAGUUGGCAUGAGCACAGUCCAUGAAGUGGUGGUCGCACGCCACUGUGGCAUGCGCGUCUUUGCGCUCUCGCUAAUCACUAAUCAGGUGGUGAUGGACUACGACAGUGAAGAGAAGGCGAACCAUGAAGAGGUCCUUCAAGCCGGCAAGCAGCGAGGCUUACAGAUGGAGCACCUGGUUUCCACCAUGGUGACCAGGAUCGAGCACAACAACAGCUACAUCUGAGAAGAAUCUUUAUAAUGUUCUCUAUGUGCAUGGACAAGGACAAUUAAAUUGUUAUGGCUUACCUAUACUGUCAAACCAAAGAAAAUCUGUCUUUGUGUACAAGUUUGAGGAUCAAAAACUGUCAAAUUUGUCUUUAUGUUCUCUCCUCUGUGCUGUAUAGGACACUCAUUCCUUUAAUUGGCUUUGAGUCUUUUUUGUGUUUUAGUGGAAACAUUUUAUAAAGCACUUUAAAAACUUUUUCUGCCAUAGAACCUUCCUAAAUGAGUCUCCAUUGAUAUUUUUGUGUAUUAUUUUUCAAUCUCAUGAUCCACUUUUAAAAACCAUCGAAAUUUAACUUAAUUAUCAUAAAUUUACCUUAAAUGUAACAUUGCUGGUUAACAUGUGUACACUAAGUGUAUAAGUUCUUUUUUUAAAUAUGACUGUUGUUACUAAAAGUGUUAUUUAUUACUGAA